CGAAUCAGAUCAUCAUCAUCAGUCUCGAACUCUGCCGUAGUGUAGCACACCACACUCCCGCGGUCCCACCAGCUCGACUCAAGUCGGCGGAUCCGUCCGCCGCCUGCGCUCCCACGCCAUUCUCUGCCGACGAGAGCUCCGCCGCAGAUUUGCUCCCCCGGAUCUGCUGUCGAGAUGGAUAGAGAAGCCAAGAAAGAAGGUUUUAGGAAGUAUCUUGAAUCCAGCGGCGUGCUCGAUACUCUCACGAAAGCUCUUGUUGCGCUGUAUGAGGAGAACGACAAGCCAUCAUCUGCAGUCGAGUUUGUUCAGCAGAAAUUGGGUGGUCCAUCGAUUUCCGACUAUGAAAAGCUCAAAGCCGAGAAGUUGGAUUUGCAACUGAAGUAUAAUGAGCUUUUGGAGAUUCACAAGGAAACAAGUAGACAGUUGGAGGAACUUAAGAAUUUGAAGAUCGACGCACCUUGGAACUAAUGGAAGCAACAAGUGUUGACAUAGUAGCUUGUUACCAAGCAAAUAUAUAUGCCUCUUCAGUUUGGAUCACCAAGUCAUGUAAAAAAGAAACAUUUCUUUGCUAAACUUUGCCAACCAUGUGAUGUAAUGCAUUAUACAAUCAUUACUGAAGAGUCGAAUCAACUCUCCGCGGACUUUUGAGGCUC
Molecule: messenger RNA, 653 nt
Organism: Triticum aestivum (bread wheat)
Lineage: Eukaryota; Viridiplantae; Streptophyta; Magnoliopsida; Poales; Poaceae
Product: c-Myc-binding protein homolog
Exons: 5
Coding region: 175-468 (97 amino acids)
Biological process (GO): regulation of DNA-templated transcription
Cellular component (GO): nucleus
Molecular function (GO): transcription coactivator activity
Source: RefSeq, a predicted model, not a curated record